Messenger RNA from Porites lobata, 819 nucleotides. NCBI's taxonomy places the organism in Eukaryota, Metazoa, Cnidaria, Anthozoa, Scleractinia, Poritidae. The record is from the annotation of a GenBank genome assembly.
AUGUAUCAAGAGUUUACUUUGCGCAGGAGGCCUCCAAUCUACGAUCCUAAAGAGUUUCAAAUCUUCUGUCGUUCAGCCGGAGCCCCCACCAUUUUCGAUACAAUAUUAAACGCAAUGACGGACCUAAGACAUUCACAGUUAAGACUAGGCACCAACGAAAAACGAACUGUUGCCAUCAUUUACAAGCUAUGUUACGGAGUUAGCCAGGUUUGCAACUGGUUGCAAACCGACCAUGUGUUGUUUCUAAAAGAGUCAAAUCUAAACCAAAGAGUCUUCGAAGCCCAAAGAGAAAUGGGAAAUUCCUGUUGCCGUAGAAGAGUCAACAUUCUACAUGCGGAACUUGCAGAAAGUAACACAAAUAAGAUAGGAGAACUGAUUUCGGAAGCUAUUAAAGAACAAUGGCAACUGGUGUUAAUCAUUGACCAUUACACUUCAGUACACAGCAAACGACGUCCAAAAACUAUGCCAUCUCAAGAGUAUGUGCACAAUAGUAGUUAAAGUGUUUAAAAAUGUCAAGACAUUACCUCUUGUGUCAAGACUUUGUCGAGUUCAUCCUCAAUGUACAAACUGGCCUUUACCUAUUCAUCUGCAAUGCCUGCCUGGAUACGUGACACGUUCUUCAAUCCAGAACUCGAAAGGCACAGACUUGCCGUGCAUGAAUAUAAUGAGAAUGACUCUGUGAGGACGAUGAGGCAGAUGACAGAGGUUCAUUUACUGCAAUUCAUUGAGCUUACUCUUAAAAGCAAGAAGGACUUUUCGGCCUCAUAUGACAUUGUUCUGAGUACAAGAAUGUCUGACUACUUUAAAAAUUUCUUGUAA